Molecule: messenger RNA, 363 nt
Organism: Rotaria sp. Silwood1
Lineage: Eukaryota; Metazoa; Rotifera; Eurotatoria; Philodinida; Philodinidae
Source: the annotation of a GenBank genome assembly
AUGCUCAGCCAUACUAUUGCUAUUCUAUCAAUUCUCGUGUAUAUUCUUCCAAUGAUAAAUGGUCAACAAAAUUGUUCCAGCAACCUGUGUAGUGGUCCACAACCACAAAAAUGUUGUUCUGCUGUGCUUAAUGGAUCACAAUAUCAAGUUCAUUGCUGCCCCGAAGGAAAACAAUGUUGCGGAGACAACUGUUGUGAUGUAUGUUGCCAUGGUGACAUCUGUGCUACACAAGGUUCAAGUUGUUGCAAUGAUGGACGACGCUACUGUCCAGCGGGUCAAGUUUGUCACGGGGGCGGUUGUUGUUUAGGAAAACCCUGUCAUCGUGGGAUAUGUGCGAAAUGGGGAGAACCAUGUCCGAGGUAA